Lucilia sericata (common green bottle fly) is the source of this 1671-nucleotide messenger RNA. It is a transcript of the gene Trp1, whose product is annotated as translocation protein SEC62. The transcript is spliced from 4 exons. Gene Ontology annotation, cellular component: endoplasmic reticulum membrane; endoplasmic reticulum. The coding region runs from base 207 to 1445 and encodes 412 amino acids. Gene Ontology annotation, biological process: post-translational protein targeting to membrane, translocation. The record is from RefSeq and is a predicted model, not a curated record. NCBI's taxonomy places the organism in Eukaryota, Metazoa, Arthropoda, Insecta, Diptera, Calliphoridae.
AAAGUGGGGUUUUUCUUAGCUAUCUGGUGGUGGUCAUGAUUCAGUGAUUACUUUCAAACAUUACAGUCAACAGUUCAGAUUUAAAAUUAUUUGUAAAAAAUAAUAAAACGUUGCAGUUUAUAGAAAUAUAUUAGAAAAACGAGAUUAAUUAAUUGAAAAUAAAUUGUUAUAAUAUUUAGAAAAAUUAUUUAUAAAAAAUUAAAAAAAUGUCAGCUGAAGAAAUUGUGGAUGAAGAUGGUUAUAAUGUAGUGCCUGAAGAUGAACCGGAAUACACUGGUCCCGGCGAAGAACAUGUGGAAAAACCCUCCAAAGAUGAAAUUAAAGUCGCCAAAUGGAUGAAGAAAAAUAUCAAGACAAAGAAAACGAAAUUUUUAAGUCACAAUGUUGAAUAUUUCACCUCAAACAAAGCCAUCGAUGGCCUUAUGAAAUCGAAAUUUGCCGAAGGUGAUGGAGCCCUCUUUACCACGCGAGAACAGGCUAUAGAUUUUUUGGAUCUCAUGUUGGAGCAUAAGUUUUUCCAUCGUGCCAAAAAGGUACCCAUUAGUAUAGAUGAUUUGCGUGGUGUUAAAUCGAGCAAAAAAGAAGAGAAAAAAGAUGAGACAAAAGAUAAACAAACAAAGAAGGAAAAGGACGAACGUAAAGAUACAGAAGCCGAAGCUGAAGCUAGUGGUAAUAAUGGUGUAAGUGAUGAGGCGGGUGGCACCUCUGCCACAGGCGAAAAAAAGGAGAAAAAGAAACGUAAAAUCCGUUUAGAUAUGCAUCCCGAACAGGUGUUCGUUGAUGGCUCAGAGGCCUAUGUUUGGAUUUAUGAUCCUAUACCCAUACACUAUUGGAUUUAUGGUUUGAUACUUUUACUGGGAGCCAUUGGCAUUUGUAUGUUCCCGCUGUGGCCACCCAUGUUGCGUAAGGGUGUCUAUUAUUUGUCUUUGGUGGCCGCUGGCUUUUUGGUAUUCAUUUUGGCUUUGACUGUGGUGCGUUUGAUAAUAUUCACCAUUGUGUGGGCGGUAACGGGAGGUAAAUUACACUUCUGGAUUUUCCCCAAUUUAACAGAAGAUGUGGGUUUCUUUGCCUCUUUCUGGCCUUUAUAUGAGAGCAAAUAUGUUUCCGAUGAGAAAACUUCCUCUAAAUCGAAAAAAUCCAAAUCAAAAUCCAAGAAAAAAGAAAAAGACAGUGAUGUCGAAGACAACGAUGAGGCACCCGAUGCUGUUCCUUUGGAACCGGAAAAAAUUGAAGAAAUUAAAGAACAUGAUGCCGAUAUGGAAUUAAGAUUGCGCAGCAAUGCUGGCAAAGGUGAUACUGAGGAUGAGUCUCACAGUGGCAGCAGUAGUGCAAAUGAAGCGCCUCAAGAAUCUGAUGCUAAAUGUUCACAAAAUCAAUCCGAAUCUGAAUCCGAUGGCAAAGAUUAUGAAAUAAUCAGCUCAAGUGAAGUGCAAAAUGUCAAAUGAAAAACUAAAUUUUAAACGAAAAUAUCAACAACAAUAAAACAUUUAAUUGUUAAACAAAAUCAACCAACCAUUCUUUAAAUCAUUUUAGUUAAUAAUAAAAAGAAAAUAACUAAAAGCUUAACGAAUUAAAUAUAAUUGUAAAUUAAUAUAAAUUUGCUUAAAACAAUAUUAAACUUAUUUUCUUCUAAAGCUCUUUAAACUCCAAAAAAAAGAGAUAAUAAAACAU